This is a messenger RNA of Zophobas morio, 1765 nucleotides long. RefSeq lists its product as uncharacterized. The coding region runs from base 1 to 1266 and encodes 421 amino acids. The record is from RefSeq and is a predicted model, not a curated record. The transcript has 7 exons. NCBI's taxonomy places the organism in Eukaryota, Metazoa, Arthropoda, Insecta, Coleoptera, Tenebrionidae.
AUGCUCCCAACUUGCACGGCUUGGAUUACUGAAAACUGCUUUAUAACGAUAUUUGUCUUCGGGAUUAAAGUUAGCUCAGAACUGUUUAGUGCUUUGAGUGGCAACAUGACACCGCAAAUUCCCGCCGCCUCGGACACACGCAUUUUAUUGAAAAAGGCCCCGACGCCGGGGGCGAGAUUUCAGUACGGCGGCGGCGGCGGCGGUAGGAGUGGCGUCGCUUUUGCGUCUGUUGAGAUGUGCGCGGCGCAGCCUCACCGAAUUCUCUCUCUCCAGUUUCCGCGCGCUCUUCCAAACAUCAGCACGCCGACACCAAAGUCCAGGACGCUUUUCCAAAAUUUUCGAAAGUCGAAGGAAAAUGGUGUGGCGGCGUCGCGACGCCUCGUGAGUGCUGUGCGUGAGUGUCUUGGGAUUUUGACAAUCGACGGGAUGUGCGGACGCUGGAUCUUCGUGGGGGUGCUCCUGGUUACUGGUGGAGACGCCCUCAAGGACGUGUCGGUGACGAUCCCUCCGGCGGUGAAGAUCAUGGACACGGUGACGCUGCAGUGCAGGUACGACCUGCAGGGGGAGCAGCUGUACACGGUCAAGUGGUACAAAGGGCAGAAGGAGUUCUUCAGGUACAUCCCGAAGGAGCUGCCCAGCACGCAAGUGUUCCCUUUGCCCGGGAUCAAUGUCGAUCUGAGCAAGUCCAGUUCUAACGAGGUCGUCCUCCGGAAUGUGCAGCCGGAAGUCACCGGACGAUUCAAAUGCGAAGUUUCUUCGGAUGCACCCAAUUUCUAUACGUUCAUAGUUUCCGGAUACAUGUAUGUGAUUGACGUCCCAGAGGAAGACCCCGUCAUGACGUUCGAAAAAGAUCUAUUAGAAAUGGGUUAUACAGUCCGUGGAAACUGUACGUCACCUCCUUCUUAUCCACCAGUCAAUAUCACCUGGUUGCUUAACGGGAAAAAGAUCAACGCAAGUUCGCUUAAACACAUUCCAGUGCCGAACGCCAUUGUAACCGACAGUCGGCGCCAACCACAUAUUACGCAGUCAGCUUUAGAGCUCGAAAUUGAUAGUAAUACGUUCGAAGGUGGAAAAGCUCGUCUACAGUGUGUCGCAAGUUUGUUCCAUUUGUAUAAACGAGAAGUCGAACUCAUUGUCGAAGAGGAAAAGCCACGACCUCGCCCGUCCUCGGAGCUUCGAACUAGAGAUGCGGCAGAUGGCGGCCAGGUGCAGCGAGGACGAAGGACCCUUCUACUUGUGGCGUUACUCCUCGUGGGUUUACGGUAACAAUGAAGCUAAAAAAAGUGUCCGCGACAGUAAAUACAAUCAAAAUAGCAUGUAAAUACUGAUGAUGUAAAUAACGAAUAGGAUUGUAAUGAAUAGAUUAAAACAUUUUAUACCUACGUGAAAAUGAGCGGUUUUAAGUAAAAUCCUGUAUAUUAGUGCUAACUGCGUUAUUUUUCGAAAGGGUAUGACAUUGUGAUAAACUGUGAAAAGUGUAAAUAAAACUUAAUCAGUGUACCAUAAUAGAUAAAGUAUAGGAAAAUAUAAAUGUAUUAAGUAAGAACGUGGUGACGCCACGGACUCUCGGAGGCAAAGUGUUAUUCUUCUUUGUUUGGAAGUCGACGGAGUAGUCGACGCUACCUAAAUCAAAUCUACCAUCUGUAGUUACUGGGUGUUCGAUCCAUCAUUAUAUUGUUGUAAGAUGUACUACAUAUUUGUUACCUAUUGUAAAACCCGAGCUAAAUAAAGUAUUGUUAAAAACGUUCUUUGUGCAUUCAGCUAA